AUGAGGAUGCAAAGAGGGUUUUUUUACCGGUGGUUAAAGAAAUGGUGGUGGUUGAGGAAUCCGGUGGCGGGUGGCUCUCAGUCGCUGAGUGAGGGAUUUCUUAAGGAGACGGAGAUCGGAGGAGUAUAUUGCAAGGGAAUAAGAAACACAACGAAGCAUUUUCACUCAUCGAAGGUGAGGAUGGAAACGAGUGAUUCGUAUUCUGGAAAACGAGAAACGAGCUCAACACGCUUUGCCAGCUCGAAAUCAUCAAACUGGAAUGCAGGCGCACAGGUACAUCCCACGAGAGAAAAAUGUUGUUCAGAGUCCCUUGUGGCUCGUUUGGCAGCUAAACCUUCAGAUGAGAUGUUGAUAUCCUUAGUUGGAAAUGCACCGAACCAAACAUUUGGAGGGACAAUGUGCUGUACCACUUGA
Messenger RNA from Striga asiatica, 414 nucleotides. The record is from the annotation of a GenBank genome assembly. Lineage: Eukaryota; Viridiplantae; Streptophyta; Magnoliopsida; Lamiales; Orobanchaceae.